Messenger RNA from Racocetra persica, 275 nucleotides. The record is from the annotation of a GenBank genome assembly. Lineage: Eukaryota; Fungi; Glomeromycota; Glomeromycetes; Diversisporales; Gigasporaceae.
UUACAGCUUUACAAGAUAUUUCGAGUGCUUCCGAAGAAGAAUAUUCUGAUCAAGGGAAAAAAGAUGAUAAAGUAUGGAAUGAUGUUAUUAAAGGUGAUAAUUUAGAGUGGAGAUUUUAUAACGCAAAGUGUAAAUGGUAUGCUACAAGUUGGUUAAGAGAGCAUCCACAUGAAAUAAAAGUUCAUUUAGCUAGAAACUGUGAUAAUGCACCCGAAAACAUAAAAAUCAAAUGGCAAGACUCUUUAGUAGAAGAAACUUCACAACCAAUAGCUUGA